This is a messenger RNA of Maudiozyma saulgeensis, 585 nucleotides long. NCBI's taxonomy places the organism in Eukaryota, Fungi, Ascomycota, Saccharomycetes, Saccharomycetales, Saccharomycetaceae. The record is from the annotation of a GenBank genome assembly.
AUGACCACUAUACUUUAUAACCAGAACAGUAAAUUGAUUAAAUGUGAGGACUCUGAUUUAACAGAGACUCGCGAAAUUUCAAUCAAUCAAAUUAAUAAAUUAUCAGCUGCUAUAAUUGCAGAAUCUAAUCCAAAUUUUACUCCACAACCAAAUGAUGAACAUUCUAAGAUGAUUAAGAGUCUCUUUGAAAGUGGUCUAGCUAUGUUAAAACAGAAGAAAAUGCCUGAAGCAUUAAAAAAUAUUGCAUUAGCUGUAGAUAUGGCACAACGUGGUAGAGCACCUUAUGAAGCCUUUGGGAUUCAAUUACAAGAGAUUCAAUUCAUGUUGAGACAUAAAAUCGAUUUAUCUUUGAUUACGGGACGUUAUUUAGAUGCAUUACAAGAUAUAGAAUUCUUAAUGAAUACUGGGAUGAAUCAAGCAGAUGUGUAUAUUAGAAAAUCAGAUGCUUUGUUAAAAUUAUCACAAUUUGAUGAAGCAAAAAUUUGUUGCGAAAGAGGAUUAAGUUUGCAUCCAAAUGAAACUAAAUUGAAAGCAUUGAUGUUGGAAAUCAACAGAAGAUUAGCAGAGUACAAUGGUGACAAUUAA